AUGGCCAUGAUUGCACUUGGCGCGACCUGGGCCAAAUGGUCCGCGCCCCUGCUUGGGAUCAAGUGCAAACUUCCUCUCAAAAUCGAAAUCCAAAUCGAAAACCAUUUUGAGGCCAAAAUCUACGCAACGGGAUCUGCAAUCCGCGGCAAGGUCCUCAUCACUGCUACCCGCGAUAUUGAUUACGACAAGCUCGAGAUCAAUUUACUUGGCACUUCCACUACUCGAACAAGUGGCAUACUCAAUGACACCCCCCCUUCUAAGUUUACAUUCUUCCAACUGUCCAUGCCUAUCGCUCCCGAGUGUCUCCCAGAGGACAAGCGACUCGGUGCCAAGCAGACUUUCAAAAUUCCUUUCUUUUUCGUUGUGCCCCAGCAGCGCCCCCUGCAGGCAUGCAUUCACGAAACCCAUCUCGAGCUUCCCCCGACAAUAGGGAAUUGGGAGAAAUCAGAUCAAUCACCCGAAACCGCGAAAAUCGAGUACUCCAUUCGAGUCCGAGCCACUCCCGCUCGAAAAGACAUUGAAUUGCUGAAGCCAGUCGAGUUCCACCGCUACAUCAAGUUGCUUCCUUCCAAUUUCCAAGAGGAUGCGCUUUGCACCACAGAUCCCCCCCAAGAAAUCAAACUGGGCCGGUCCUACGCGAAGUCAGACUCGCUGACAAUCGCUGGCAUCCGGCCAACCCUGGUUUAUCUCUCGUAUGACAGCGGUAAGAUCUCCAAUCCGAUGAUCACUGCGCAUCUCGAGUUCGUCACCAAGGCCGAGCCGGCCACUCUCUUUCCUGUCAUCCAGGCAAAGUCGGCCGCGGUCCAGACGACUACCAGCUAUGCCCAACGCCACCUUGCACCCAAAAUUGGCGAGAAUGGUCAACCACCCAAGCUUCCUCACGUAGUGCUUUGCACCAAGUCGAAGAAGGCCACUGCCGAGUUGUCACAGUCUACCUGGCAAAAGGCGGAGACCCCCACCGGCUCGGACACCACAAAGUAUCUAUCUACUCUUACUCUCUCCCUCGACAUGCUGAAUGAUGACAAGACAACGUUCCUGCCUACUUUCAACGCUUGUUUGAUCUCCCGGGCCUACGUUCUUCGUGUGGGACUGGCCGCGGAAUCCGGUUCUGGGUCGAACAUUGAGCUUCCAUUCCAAGUUAUUGUCCGGGAUUUGACAAGCCCUACGCUGCCAAGAUAUACAUUGACUAGCCGUGACCAGACCGAGGCGACGGCUGCCCUGCCCCCGUACAGACAGUCAAACUCCGGCUAA
Molecule: messenger RNA, 1251 nt
Organism: Clonostachys byssicola
Lineage: Eukaryota; Fungi; Ascomycota; Sordariomycetes; Hypocreales; Bionectriaceae
Source: the annotation of a GenBank genome assembly